AAUGAAAUUCUCAUUGUUCAUCAGACAGCGCAGAACGUUUUUGAAAGUAUUAAAGGUUAUAACAAAAAGUUGCAGGAAGUAAAGGACCAUUAUUCUGUCGCUUUGCAAACAAGUCUAACAAUUCAUCGUGAUCGUCGCCGUUUUCUUCGUGGAACAUUACGGGAACUUUGCUUACUAAUCAAAGAUCAAAUAGGUCUUUUGGGUCCAAAAAUUUUGUUCGUUUGGAUGGCUCUUUCAUUUUCACGAGACGAAGUGUUGUGGCUGCUCAGGCAUAUCGAUAUUUGGCCAGUGAGUAGUGGUAAAAAGGCGAAACAUGCUGAUGAAGUGAUCGAUAAACAGCUGCCUGAAUUGUUACACUAUAUUUUGGAGCUUCGCAGUUUGGUGCAACAGCAUGAAGGCGUUAUUCAGCGGUACUAUUCGCAGUAUGUCACUGGCUACGAUGCGUUGGUUUUAACAGAUAUCGUACAGUCAGUGGAAAAAUUGGAUGAAAAAGAAUCUGUCCUGUUAUCCGAUUUCUGUGCCGAUUUGUUGCGUAUCAGCAAUCAAACCAUGGAUCUGCGUGGUCUGCGUCUGGACUGGUUUCGCUUCCAAGCCUACGUCAGUAUUGGGCGUUCAUCGUUUUCGCUGAGCAGUGAUCGCCGCUUGGCAGUUACAAUGAAUACGACCGUUUUUCACUUGAAAAUGAUUGAUCUGCUUGAUGAAAUGCUUCGCGAAACAAGCGAUCUGUCGAUUUAUUGGUUCGUUUGA
Molecule: messenger RNA, 747 nt
Organism: Gongylonema pulchrum
Lineage: Eukaryota; Metazoa; Nematoda; Chromadorea; Rhabditida; Gongylonematidae
Source: the annotation of a GenBank genome assembly